AUGAUCGAACUUCAGAAUGGCGGUCCAGCCAUGAGCUCGCCACUGCUACAAGACUGGUACAAGCGUGUGUUCUCUCGAAUAGUUGACCUGGUCGGUGACUUUGCUGGUGAUGAGACCUUCAUCAUCGAAGGGGACUCUUUGCUGUUACACUGCUUUUCCAACCCGAAGCUUGAUUUCGCGCCCGGUUUCCAGGUUUUGCACGCCACCUAUAUGAUCGAACAGUUUUUACAAAAGCUUCGACAACGGAAAUGCACAUUUGAGAUAAUCUUUUUCAAAGACAAUUCGAAACUAUGCAUCCCCCAUUUCGCACAUUCCCAGUACCAUAACCGAUACCUUGUCGCUCGCGAAGCCAUGAUCCAUCAUCUCUCAUCUGUCUCUUGCCAGCCAGAGAGCCUUUUGAAAGUGCGAAAGUUUGACGAUUUUGCUUCAAAUUUGUUCGAAAAAUAUCUGGCAGAUUCUGGAGCUUAUUUGGUCAUGUGUCAUGAUGGGGCGCUUCCCACACGCGUCCACGAAAUUAAGAGUGGCGAUGAUAGUUCUUCCGACGACGAGAGCACAGUUGCGUCAGACUCCGACGAGGAUUGGGAAAUGGCAAACAGCGAUGAAAGUGAAAACGUGGCAGACAAUGUCAUAUCAUCGAUUUACUUCAGACAGAUGAUUUACUGGUUCUUUGUCCGUGGGUACAAUGUAUCUCUGAUCAACAACGUUGAGUUCCGGGACACGAAGGUUAUGACCAUGAUAAUCGAAGGGGCUUUCAAACAGAAGAGAACAGCAUUGAUGUCGAGGCAGUUUCAACAGAGGGCCCUGUCGGAAACCAUUGAAUACUCAAGUGAUAGCGGCGACAGCGAUACGUCAAGUGAUAUCAGUCAAUCAGAGACUGCGAAAGCCAACUCGACUCUAGCUAGUGGGAUUUUGAAGCGGGUAAUACAUCAAAACCCUAAUCUCACGCAGCGGCAGUGUGUCGUGAUUUCUACUUUGGCGACGAUGUUCUCCUUUGCGACCGUACAAAGUCCCGAAUUGAACGUUUGGAUACAAGCAAUGCUUCUUCACAUCACCGUUCUCCAAUACACACAGCUCAGCCAUCGGGUUUUUGAAUCUAGACAGGACAAAAACUCCCUAUUCUUCGACCAGUUCCUCGCAACUGCCAACCAAAUUCUUGGGUCUAGAGAGUGGCAGAUUACAAUGGACAGACACCAUUUGAUUUGUGAUCUCUUUGACCUGGUAGAUGGCCGAAUGUUCUUCGAGCUUCAGGCACUAAUUAAAAAGAACGGGAUAGAGCGCGCGGUGUCUUCAGAUAUCCUGCCCACAUAUAACAUGUUGGCCUGUGCCGUGGAGGAUAUUUGCCACAACAAGCUACAGUGUGGGAAAUCUGGCUGGCAAGCUUCACCUGGGAAAAGUUCGACCAAGAAAGAAGCGUCCAAGACGAACAGCGUACAUACUCCAGGAGUCAAGAGUCUACUGCCAUUUAAGAACAAAGUUUUCGAUGUUCAUUUGAAACCCGUCCAUAUUGAGGUUGACGAAACCCACGUGGCCGAUGAGGAAUUCUAUGGCUCAGGUAUAUUCGACGAGAUGACCCAUUGGCACAAUUCAAAGCCCCUAGACCAGAAAAAAGCAACGCCUUUAUUGGAUUGGGAGAAGCGUCGUGCUCUAAGACGAAAUGACCGGUACAUGACCGAAAUGAGAAACUAUGCAGAUAGUCUUACAGGGUCAGCGGGUAUGUCCCAUGCCGAAAUAAUUGUCGUUGAACCAUCCAGCUCUUCUGCUCAGCAAUCUACCAAUUCCAACAAAAGCCCCAACGGCCAAACGAAGCCAAAUUCUACCGGAAAAGGAAAUGCGAAAGCAACCAAGCAGAGCCUUAAUGUGAGACAGGACGCCGCAUCAAAAAUUCAGCUGAAAGCUACCGAGCGCCAGAAAAGAGAGAUCGAAAAAUGGAAAAAUCAGGUCAAGAAUUUCGAUGGAAUAAUCGACGCUAAGACUCGCUUCAAAAAUGUCAACACAUACCUAACCGGCUUGUCCUCAGAUAGCCGUCGUAUUCUUGAGCCGCAGAUUGUUGCAUACAUUAUUGAUAUAUUGCUACGCGUUAUGGCUGCGAAAUCAGGAUCUGAGCAAGCCAUCGAUAUGACUAUUAUGACGCGUGUUUGGGAAAACAUGACGCGACUUUUAAAGAUCAAAAAGGGUGUCAGUUCUCAUGUGGCUCAAUAUGUUGAACGCAUUUGUGUUUGGUUCGGACUCCCAAUUCUAAAGCUUCCAAACUCCGACGAGCAGGCUUUGUCCUUUAGUCCGUGGGAGUUGCCCAAAUUGCGUAAAAAACUUGGAAUAUCUGAAAUAGAGUUCCAGCUGAUAUAUGGUGGGCCUUUCAUGGACAGAUCGAUAGAUUCGAUGGCAGACUCACGGACACCUGAUUUUGACCCAGAUGGCUGGCAAAGGGACGUUCUGGAUCAGAUAGAUGCCAGGAAAAGUGUUUUCGUCGUGGCUCCAACUAGCGCAGGAAAGACAUUCAUCUCAUUUUACGCCAUGAGACAAGUUCUGAAGGAAGGUAACGAUGGAAUACUAGUUUAUGUCGCGCCAACAAAGGCACUUGUCAAUCAGAUCGCGGCUGAAGUCCAAGCUCGAUUUAGAAAGACGUUUCAUGGAUCGGAAGCUGCUGGCAAGUCAGUGUGGGCUAUACACACCAGAGACCAUCGCAUCAACGAUCCGACCGGUUGUCAGAUCCUAGUCACAGUUCCGCAUGUCCUUCAAAUCAUGCUCUUGGCUCCACACAACUCAAAGUCAUGGACUCCUUUGCUGAAGCGUAUUAUAUUCGACGAGGUUCACUGUAUAGGCCAGUCUGACGAUGGUGUUGUUUGGGAACAGCUGCUUCUUUUGGCACCUUGCCCUAUCAUAGCGCUCUCGGCCACGGUCGGCAAUCCCCAGGAAUUUCACAAUUGGCUGCAGCAUGCCCAAAAGAGGAGCGAGUUUGAUAUGAAAAUGAUACAACAUGAGCAUCGUUAUUCCGAUCUGCGGAAGUAUGUUUAUCAUCCGCCCAAGGCUUUUUCAUUUAGAGGAUUGAAUUCUCCCGUUGGCCUCGCUGGUCUUGGUCUUGACGAUGCUGAUCAUGUCACAUUCAUUCAUCCGGUUUUGAGCCUAAUAGAUCGGCCGAGGGGUAUGCCUGAUGAUUUUAGUCUUGAACCGCGUGAUUGCUUGAGUUUGUGGAAGGGAAUGCAACUUGUCAAGACGGAUGCUUUCUCUAUUGAUCCAAAACUAGACCCAUCGAGAUUCUUUGCGGGUGAGAUUAUCUCUAAACAACGGACCAUUUCCUGGCAGCAGGAACUCAAAAUCAUUUUGAAAGACUGGAUGAAAAAUAGAGAGUCCCCGUUUGAGACACUCAUAGAACACCUGGGCCAGCGGAGUUCACGGCCUCGGCCUAACGGCAGCAUGUAUGACGAUCCAAAGAUAAAUAGAUUCAGUCUACUCGAUACUACCCUUCCUCUGAUAUGCUCUCUUCACGCUUCACAAGCCCUCCCAGCUUUGUUCUUCAAUUACGACAGAAUGAUGUGUCAAGACCUUUGCGAACAUAUAUUGAAACAGCUGGAAGAAUCGGAGGCAGAGUGGAAGGAAGAAAGUGAAGCGUGGCGAGCAAAAAUUGGAAAAUGGAAAGACUGGCAAAAGGCCCAAGAAGCAGCUGAAAAGCGAAUUUCCAAGGCAAAAACAAGCAACAGGAAGGGUGGCGAUGACGAAAGCAUGUCUCGCGCGGAGCGGAUGAAAGAUUCAUCAUCGAGCGACCGUAGCGAAUUCGCAUCUUUUAACCCAGAAAGACCACUCGAAAAGUUCAGUCUGGCAGAUUACAAGAAACUCUCUCAUAACGACUUCAUGGAGUAUGCCGAGGAGCUUAAGCGGUGGCCAAUUCAACAAUGGGCGAUAAAUGCUUUAGGCCGAGGAAUUGGCGUUCACCAUGCAGGUAUGAAUCGAAAGUAUCGUCAAGUUUGCGAGAUCCUGUUUCGAAAGGGAUUCUUGCGGGUUGUUAUUGCAACUGGGACUCUGGCUUUGGGUAUUAACAUGCCAUGCAAGACCGUUGUUUUCUCCGGUGAUUCGCUGUACUUGACUGCUCUCAAUUUCCGUCAAGCCGCCGGACGAGCAGGAAGACGUGGAUUUGAUUUAUUAGGAAAUGUCGUUUUUCAACAAGUCCCCACAGCAAAGGUUCAUCGGCUUAUCAGCUCGAAGUUGCCUGAUUUACACGGGCAUUUCCCCCUUACUACAAGUCUUGUGCUGCGACUUUUGAUUCUGCUCCACGGUUCAGACCAAGCACCGUCGGCUGUGCGGUCUAUUGACUCUGUUUUGGCAAAUCCUCGAAUGUGUCUUGGUGGGGCUGAAAUGAAAGAAACCGUGUUGCACUUUCUGCGAUUCUCCAUUGAGUAUCUUCGACGCAAUCGUCUUAUUGACAGAUUUGGAGCUCCUUUAAACUUAGCAGGGUGCGUAUCGCAUCUCUACUAUACUGAGAGCUCCAGCUUUGCGUUACAUGCGCUUCUGCGCUCGAAAUAUCUACAGCACCUUUGUGGAAAUCUGGCUCAGCACCCAAAUAAUACCACUCGCAUCCUUAUGCUCAUCAUGUCUCAUAUAUUCGGCCGUCGACCCCUGCGCAAGUCAACACUUGAGGCAUACCAUGCAGCUGAUAAAAGAGCCUCCUCCGUCGUUCUCCUCCCGCCGUUACCGAAGCGGGCAGCGAAGGUCCUCCAAGCCCAUGACAAACAGGUACUAGGUAUCUACACUCAGUACGUUGCUACGUACAUCAACCAGCAUAAGUUCGAAGAAGACUGUGUUCUACCAUUCAGCAACUUGCGAUGUGGAGGGGAUCAGUCGGGCACGGAAACUGGACUUCCUCAGAACGACCAUCUGCGAACUAGGAUUACCUCCCCAUUUCAUGCUCUCUCCGGCUAUGAAGAUAAAUGGAAUACUGUUUCAGAUCUUUGUGAGACAGUUCGCAGUGGUGUCUGGAUAGAGGAAUCGGUAGUUCCAUUUGUUCCUCCUUCGUCCGAAGAGCUGCCAUUGAAUGCCUACCUGUACGACUUCUUCAGACAUGGAAAUGUCCAUCAGCUAGAGAUCGCGAAUGGAAUUAGGCCCGGUGAUGUUUGGUAUCUCCUCAACGAUUUCUCAAUGGUGCUAGCCACUUUGGUCACGAGCCUCGAGAAUUUUGUCAAUCCCGGUGGAGCGGUAGGUGCUGAUAUGCUGGAUGUUAUAGGCGGGGGUGAUCUACACCACAUUGAAGAGGAAGAUCAAGUCUUUGACAAGGAGGAACCAGAGGAGGAGAACGCCAUUUUAGCAAGAGAUUCUCAACCUUCUCAUGGCCCCACUGCAGCUUCCAGUGUCUCGAAGAAGAUGUCUCAGGUUGACAAGGGCAAAGUAGUCGAAAGCUGGGAAGAUGAAAUGGAUGAGGAGGUAGAAGAAGACAUUUUAGCGGAGCAUCCGGCCCUUUGUGAAUCAAAGCAGCAUAAAACGAAAGGGCGGGACUCUAAGUCGACCACGUCUGCCUCCCAAGCGGCUUCCGAGGAGAGAAGAUCACUCCUUGUCAUAUUGACAGCUUUCAAGCAGUUGAGGUCAGAUUUCGAUGAGAAGUUUAAAGGAAUGUGGGCAUAG
This is a messenger RNA of Penicillium angulare, 5607 nucleotides long. RefSeq names its product putative DEAD/DEAH box helicase. The coding region runs from base 1 to 5607 and encodes 1868 amino acids. NCBI's taxonomy places the organism in Eukaryota, Fungi, Ascomycota, Eurotiomycetes, Eurotiales, Aspergillaceae. Gene Ontology annotation, cellular component: cytoplasm. The transcript has 4 exons. The record is from RefSeq and is a predicted model, not a curated record. Gene Ontology annotation, molecular function: nucleic acid binding; ATP binding.